AUUUGUCUCUUCAGUUCUGUUUGUUGUUCUUUUGAGUAAAUCACAUUCAUUGCUGAUUGAUAACAAAAAUUUAAUUUUAUCUGCUUUGUUGUGAAUUCCAUUAUAGUGUUCGCAGGCUAAAAGUGCAAUCCAUUUCAUAGACAUAAUUCUAAAUUAAAUUAAGAUAAACUAAAAAUUCGUGUACACACAUCAUCAUCAUCCGUUCACAAUCAUCAAAGCAUUUUUUUUUCAUUCGUCAACAGGCCGCCAUUUUUCUUUUGUCUAUUGCUUUAUAUGCAAAAUUUGCAAAUUAAAUUCAGCGUGGGCACCAAAAUAUUGGGAAUAAUACUUGUUCAACGUUGACAUUUUGUAUUGAUUCAACAGUGGAUUGAAAUUUUGAACAUUCAUUUGCAUACGAAUUUUGUUUUUUUUUUUGGUCGUGAUAAAAUAUCAGUGCGUUCAACUGUUAUGGAAAGUCCGAACGGCGUUAAUACAGCGAUGGGUGAUGUAGAAAAGCAACGAGAUCGUGGCCGACGAGGGGAACGUGGUACACGAUUUUCCGAUAACAAAGACAGUGAAUCCCGUGACAGAAGUCGCGAUAAAAUGGGUGGCAAUGGAAAACGUGUCUACGUUUCAAAUAUUCCAUACGAAUAUCGAUGGCAAGAUUUGAAAGAUCUCUUCCGUAGAAUGGUUGGUAACGUUGAAUAUGUGGAAAUGUUUACCGAUGAGAACGGCAAAGCGCGCGGUGUUGGAAUUGUUGAAUUCAAAGAUCCGGACAAUGUUGGUAAAGCAUUAGAAGUUAUGAAUCGUUAUGAUUUGAAUGGCCGUGAAUUGGUUGUCAAAGAAGAUCAUGGCGAAGAACGUGAUAAAUAUGGUCGAAUUGCACGCGGUGGCCAAAAUAUGGAUUCAUCCCGAGGUGGCGGCGGUGGUGGUGGUGCAGGUCCACGUCGCAAUCAAAAUCAAGGCAGAGAUCGUGACGACGAUCGUUACUUGUCGCACAGCAAUAGCAGUCAUGGUGGUAAGGGUAACAGCGGAUCGGGUAGCUAUAAUAAUUUUGAUCAGCAGCAAGAUUACAACACAUACGGAUUGAGUCCAUCGUUCUUAGCUAGUUUGAACAUAAUCGGCCCUUUGCAUACGAAAGUCUUUGUUGCCAAUUUGGACUACAAGGUUGAUGCAAAGAAAUUGAAACAGGUCUUUAAAUUAGCUGGCCAAGUAAUGGAUGUCGAAUUGUCGGUUGAUAAAGAUGGUAACAGUAGAGGUUUUGCUGUCGUUGAAUAUCAACAUCCGGUUGAAGCGGUUCAAGCAAUUUCAAUGCUUGACCAUCAGCUUCUCUUCGAUCGUCGCAUGACUGUUCGCAUGGAUAAAAUUACCAAAGAAAAAUUGCCUGAUGGUUUAGGUGGCAUUGGUAUGGGUUUGGGUCCAAAUGGUGAACCGUUGAGAAAUGUUGCAUUAAAUUUGCCAAGUCUUCAGAAUCAAAAUAAUCUUGGCGUCAGUUCAAAUAAUUCAAAUGCACCCGUUCCAGUUGCACCACCACCAUCAUCAUUUUCAUCUGCCGCAAAUGUUUUGAAUCAACAACAAAAUUCAAUGAAUAAUUUGGCCGCAUUGAACAAUGUUGUUGGCAAUUUGAAUAAUCUCAAUCCUAUAUUGUCGACAUUGGGUCUUGGUUCACUUGCAACAAAUUCAAAUGAUACGGCGAACAAUUCAGCACUUGAUAUCAAUAAAAUCGUUGGCGCCGGCUCAUCAUCGGGUAAUUCAGCAUUGAACGUUGGCGGUGGUAGUGGAAAUUUUUCAGGUCUUGGCGGCAUGGGCAGUGGCCUCAAUCAAUCAAAUCGCCUAGAAAAUACACUUUCAAAUCCAUACAGCAGCAAUACAUUCAAUACAUUGUCAUCAAAUCUUGGUCUUAAUUCAAAUGCAAACAGUGGAUUUGUAUCGAAUCAACGUGAUUUCGAUAUUGCUGGUUCGGUUCGCAAUUAUAAUUCACAAUCGGACGACUUUGGACGUUUACCAUCACAAAAUUUUGGCGCUUCCCUGGGCAAUGGGGCCGGCUCAAACAAUUCAAAUGUCGGCGGUAAUGUUCGAUCACAAAACAUCUCCGACACAAUUUUAAUCCGAAAUCUCCCACCAAAUUGCACGUGGCAAACAUUGCGCGAUGAAUUCCGAUCAUGUGGCGAAGUGAAGUUUGCCGAGAUUCGCGGACAAGACUGUGGUGUGGUUCGAUUUUCAAAGGAACGUGACGCCGAGUUGGCUAUAAAACUCAAAGACGGAUCACGUUUUGAUGGUCGCAAAGUUGAAGUUUCAUUCUUUUAACUGUAAUAAAAUACUCAUAUUUUGCAUCUCA
Contarinia nasturtii (swede midge) is the source of this 2317-nucleotide messenger RNA. RefSeq names its product heterogeneous nuclear ribonucleoprotein M (gene rump). Lineage: Eukaryota; Metazoa; Arthropoda; Insecta; Diptera; Cecidomyiidae. Gene Ontology annotation, cellular component: nucleus; cytoplasm. Gene Ontology annotation, molecular function: mRNA binding. The transcript is spliced from 6 exons. The record is from RefSeq and is a predicted model, not a curated record. The coding region runs from base 448 to 2286 and encodes 612 amino acids.